GUUGUGCUUAAAGAUGUCAUCGGGACUGGUGAGAAUCCGUGAACCCAGUGGAGCCGAAGGUCUUCCCCCUGUGCUCUUUAAUCUUGAGGACAAUCUGCUGAAAGCUUUAGCCAAUUUGGCUACAGAGGAGCUCAGCGGUUUGUGCAUUUACUCUGCUUCUGGCUGUGGUCUCCGGGACAGCCGUCCUGUAGGGACCGGUGUCAACCUGCUGAUGGCGCCGUACCAGAGACGGAGAGCCGUGAACGCCGCCGGGCUGCUGGCGCGGAGGAGCAGAGGCAUCCGGGAUGCUGCGACCAUCGACAGAAACAACCUGAAGAUCCUCCGAGCUGUCCUCCUCCAGGACAACAGAAAUUUCCUUAAAGUUUGGAGCAAGACCUCAAAAUCCACAAUAAUGUAUGAGAAUGGCAAAAUCUACUUUGAAAAUUACCAGAACUGCUACAGCUGUGUUCAUUCAGAGCCUCAACUUCUUUACAAACUGCCUAAGAGGUCGAAACUGGAGAAAUUUGAAGAUGCCUUGCUGUGUCUGAGCCCACUUGACAAAACGUUAGCCUCCCCCUCUGAUCAGAAACCCAGCCUCUUGGUUUUGACUGCCGAUAACUGGCUGUAUCGCCUUUCAGCUGAAACGGGAGAAGAGCUGCAGAGAGUUUACCUCUCUUCAAACCAUAAGUUUAGGUAUCUUGGCUGGGAUGUUUCUCAAGAGAUGUUUUAUGUUAAAUCUGUUCAAAACAAAGAAACAUCUUUAGAACGACAGGCAGGUAUCACUCAGAACACAGUGAUGCACCUGGCCAUCUUUCAUGUUUUCCCCUUGCGAGUCGUGGGCAUUUUGGAGAUCAACAAAAAAGUAUUUGGAAACGGUGUUACCGAUGUCAUUCUGUCUCAGGGUGUCCUUGUGGUGUCUUACAGCAACAAGUCAGUGAAGCUGUACAGCUUUGAGCACAUUAUCCAAAGGUACUUGACAGAGAAGCUGACGCUUGGACAGCAGUGCUCACUUCUAGGAGGCAAAACAGUGGGAGAUGUGCCGUUUGGUAUUCCAGUAAAUAUCCAGAUCACAGAUUGCCCUCCAGUGCUUUUCGAGGUGUCAUGCUCUGAUAGGAGUAUCCAGAUUGGAGGCUACCCAUGGCAUUACAUCUACACACCCCCAACUAAAAGACACAAGGGUUGUCACCACAUCUGUUCACUCAAGGACAGCACUAUGGCAACAAAUGGAAUACAAAACAUGAACUGCUGCUCUCUGGAGAGUGAUGAGAUCUCCUUCCACCCCGAUGACUCAGGGAGAAUCAUUCACGUUGGACCAAAUAUCAUAAAUGUCCUAAAGAUCCUCGGUGAACUGGACAGUGGUUCAGCAUCACAGAUAGUAAAAGAUUUUUCCAUGGAGACCCAUCAAAACAACACUUCUACCUCACAAUUCACCGUCACCUCAUCAGGCCGCACAGUGAAGAGAAGAUUUAAUCAGCUGGAUGAUGACCCAGAUCAAGAGACUUUCCGUAUGCUGGAAUAUGAGGAUGAGCUGGACCUUUUGGCAGCUGUGGUGACUAAUGGUGAGGAGGGGGAAGGAAGAGCCCACAUCCAACUGCAUGACAACCAGAGCGGGCAGUUACUGCGAACGGUUGAACUGGAUGAACCUUGGGAUGAGACUUAUCGACAUGAGCUGUUCUUCAACAAAGACACAAUCGUUCAUAUUGAACAAAAGAACACAAACUUCUGCUGCCACGUGUACAAACUCAACGCUGUCAGGAAACAAGUGGCACAGAAGUGAAUUAAGCUCCUGGAAAGCACUUCCUCUCACAGAUUAUGUAAAUAUUUGUUUAUGACUUGUGUUUUUGUACAACUUUUCUGUAAAACUGUAAAAUAAUGCUGUUUU
This is a messenger RNA of Larimichthys crocea (large yellow croaker), 1861 nucleotides long. RefSeq names its product ddb1 and cul4 associated factor 17 (gene dcaf17). The transcript has 16 exons. The record is from RefSeq and is a predicted model, not a curated record. The coding region runs from base 14 to 1756 and encodes 580 amino acids. Gene Ontology annotation, cellular component: Cul4-RING E3 ubiquitin ligase complex. Gene Ontology annotation, biological process: protein ubiquitination. Lineage: Eukaryota; Metazoa; Chordata; Actinopteri; Sciaenidae.